GUUCAUGUCGUCUGCUUGUUCAGGGGAGGCUAGGCUAAAGUUUAUCAAUGGCGAAGUGUGUUCCAUCUGGUGUUUACGGUCGUCUUAAAGACCAGGCAGCCAGUAUUUUAGAGAAGCUUAAAUUGGCAUAUGACGUUUGGUUUGCCAAGUCUGAUGUCCUUCCUAACAAGCACCAGAUCAUCAUUGACACAGUAGUUGGUUUUCUCCUAAACAAGAAGAAGAAAUUUGAGCUAACACAAGAAGAAGAAAAACAAGUUUGGAACAACUUAUAUGAGUUCCUUAGUAGUAAAAACCUUGAUGAAUGUGGAAAAUAUGGUAGCACACUCCUCAUUAAACCAUCGCUGGCUCAGGUCAUUUUGGAUUACCUGGAAAUGUGUAUCACAGAAUGGGAGUCAGUAGAGAAACAUGGAAGAGAAACCCUCUCCUCUGUUAUUGGCUGUUGUCGUGUAAUCAUUGGAACCUCAUCUCUCAGCUAUGUCCUGACCUCAAGACCAGAAGUGCUUAUUGCCCUAACAGGAUCUCUUUGUCAGCUAUGGCACUUAGGACAAGUUUCUGAAAAUUCAGAAUCUGAAGUCUCAGUCCUUUUGUCUGAACAGUGUAAACAUUUAUGGUACCAUCUCCGCUGUCAUCCCAAUCAGGCUCAGAUGUUGAAAGUAGUGACAGAAAAGUUGCUGCUUCCAGUGGUACACCUAGUGCAUGAUGUCAAGACAAUUACAAGACUCAACAAAUUCAAAGUCUGUGUUGAGAGUCUCCAGGAAUUUGUUGUCAACACGGUAUUUCAUGAAGACCAUGAGAGGCUGGUGAAAACAUUUCUUGAUGUUGUCACAAAACAUCAAGACACAUCACAAAUUCCUCGGCUUAUUGAUAACUUCUUCACAAAAAUACUGUCUUGUUUAAAAGAAAAGGAUAUUCCAGCAAAGUCUAAAUCUUCAGACACAAAAGCUGCUCUUCAUUUUCUUCCUGUCAUUUUUCAACAUGCAUCAAGAAAAUGGAAGAAAUAUCCACAGCAGUGUUUCCAGCUAUUAUGCUUUUUCUUAACAUCUCUUGGAAUGCCAGAAGAAGGACAAGUUGAGAAAAUUAUGGAUGAUCAUGUUGCAACAGUUUCUCACCUCCUUUCAUUAGUACACGACUGUGGCAUCUAUAAUGUUGUAGCUGACAAAAUUGGAGGAGAAGUGCAGCUGAAAUAUUUUAGACAUGUUCUACAAGUUCUUCUACAAACUGACAAACAUGAAGAUGUGUGCAAGUGCAUGUUGACAUUUCUUCAGCUGAACCACCUGAUCCUGGAGCCCUACAUGCUCAAAGUGCUUGAUCAUUGCUGUUCUAUACACAUUCAGGAACAAGGCCGCAAUAAGAGUUAUAACCUAGAUGUUUUUAUGUCAGAGCUUAUAUCUACAUAUUCCCAACUUCAUCAAACUCCAAAGUGGAUGAAUUUUAUCUUGGCAUAUAAUGAUUCAAAUCCUCGAGCAGUUCCAAUGUUGUUUUCUCUGCAAACAUUCAGUAACAGAUAUGGACAAGUCAUGUGUUCACUCCCUUAUUCAACAGCCUUAGACAUGUGGACUAAAUUUGUUGAACAAAUUCAUACACACGUCCAGGGUUUUCUAAAUGAAAAUGAAGCUUCUUCAGCCAAGCUGUGGGGAAGUACUUUGCUCUUUCAUGAGUUUAUCAGUCACGUCAGAUUGUUUGAUGCCAGUGUGACCGGAAAAGCAGUGGAAAAGAUCCAGGCUCUGCAGAAAGAGCUAGAAGAAAAAAUUAUUUUGCCUUGUAAAAAAUUAAUUAUUCAGAAAGGAAAGGAUGAACUUGCAUGCAGGUCGUGUUUACUUCUUGCCUACUGCUUGGGAAAUGUUAAGGUAAUGUUGAUGCAGUACAAGACAAGCAGAGCUGAUCCAGAUCAGUUUUUGGUGAAGGAAAAUGACUUGCCCUUUUCUUUGAAACCACAUGAGUUGUUGAAAGUGAAAAAGUCUCUGGAUGAAGAUGUUGUCCUGCAUUAUCUUGCUGACCUUCUUACUGUUCAGAAAUUGCAAGCUUUUGAGGAAGUGGAGACAAUGUGUUUGGCCAAAAAGCCAGAAGUACAAAGUUUUCUGACUUUUUUUAAGGAAACAACUAGUUGUACAGACUUUUCCCAGACUUGGAAUGGCAGUAUAGCCACAAUCAACAAUGGCAAUUAUUUACUGGCAACAUUCUUCCAUGUAGCACAGAAAGUUCCCUUUCUUCUACCCAUCAUGCUUCUUGAAAAUUGUGAUGAUCUGUCAAAAUUCUUGGUGGAUAUUUUUUCAAAACCUAUCAUUUGCAGCCCAACAAAAGAAGGAAGACACACACUUAGGAGCACAGCACAGAUGCUUUUGUGCAACUCAGCUGCAGCAGAGAGCAGGCAAUUGCUUUCAGUCUUAAUCUGCACUUUGUGGAAAGAGAUGUGCACAGAGUUUUCUCCUCCAGGAAGUAGUGAAAGCCACAAAAAGAAAAGGACUGUUCCUUCUAAGCAUCAAACAGUUCUUUGUAGUCUUGGAGAAAGUGACAUCCUUUGGAGUGAGCAUUCAGAGAGUCGUGUGCAGUCAGUUGGGCAGUUGGUGAAUGCAGUGCUGGAGUGCGAGGAUGUGCAACCAAUAGUUUUGUCAGUGUCACAGAAAACUUGCUGCAGAUUCUGCAUUGCGUACCUCUGGCCUAUUUACCUCCAGGCUCACAACUGCAGUGCAUUUUGGGAUUGCUUACACUGCUGAGCCUACAAGCCAGCAAGGAGUUCACAUCUUCAAGGAUCCCAGACAACCAUAAACCUA
Pomacea canaliculata is the source of this 2771-nucleotide messenger RNA. RefSeq names its product unhealthy ribosome biogenesis protein 2 homolog. The record is from RefSeq and is a predicted model, not a curated record. The coding region runs from base 48 to 2714 and encodes 888 amino acids. The transcript has 20 exons. NCBI's taxonomy places the organism in Eukaryota, Metazoa, Mollusca, Gastropoda, Architaenioglossa, Ampullariidae.